AUGUGUUUGUUCAUAUAUUUGUUCCGUCGUGUUAGAGAUGAUGAGUCUAGGCACCCUAACAGAUAUUGGACCAAAGUUGAGUUAGAUGCCACUUUGGUCCAGAUUAUUUCAGCCUUAGUUGUUCUGAGUCUGAAUGUGGCAAGAGAUGAAUAUCCACAAAUGCCAUUGUUGAUAUGGUUCAUCGGUUAUACUUGUGGCUGUACUGCAAAUCUCCCUGUCCUCUAUUGGCGUAUUCACACUUUUGACCAAGAUCCACCUGAAACUACAUCACUCGGUGCUGUAGAUGAAGAAGUUAACAAACAAGCUGUUGGGGAUGAAUACUCAAGAACAAGAAUCCAUAAGGUGAUGGAAGUUUUGAAGGUGGCUGUUGAAUUUUUCUUUAUUGGAUGGUUUUUGGGGUAUCAUUGGUUCUAUUAUGACAAACCAUCCCCUGAUGAUGGUUCUCUACUGUACUGGUGA
Brassica oleracea var. oleracea is the source of this 459-nucleotide messenger RNA. RefSeq lists its product as uncharacterized. The transcript has 2 exons. The record is from RefSeq and is a predicted model, not a curated record. Lineage: Eukaryota; Viridiplantae; Streptophyta; Magnoliopsida; Brassicales; Brassicaceae. The coding region runs from base 1 to 459 and encodes 152 amino acids.